AUGGCCGAUGAACGCCCACAGUUCUACGAGAACCAUUUGAGUCCUCUCACAAUCAACACGCAUUCGCUUUCCGAGUCUCUGCAAGAGCUUCGUGCUGCCGUGCGCCAUGGAGCCGAGUUGAUCCAUGAGAAUGAAUCAAUUCCUGACAAAUGGACUGUUGGUGGCAUGUUCAAACAUUUCCCUGGAGUCGCUCUUGCUUUCUUGCGCCUCGACUACCAAUCCGCUGUGUUGGCUGACCGGGGAGAGCCUUCUCCUGACUACCGUCAGCUUGCUCUCCAGAGAAUUCCGUCAGACUUCCCAGAUAUCGCUCUGAAACCGUCUCGAUUGUCCCCCGCGGGAUCGUUCUCACCCAUAGCGGCUGUGACUCUCCGCAUUCUUUCUGUUAUAGCAAAUGCAAAUUGGCAGACUGAUUCUAAGCCUGGUCUUUCGCAAGACGAUAUCACCUGUCUAUAUAAUGCCACAGAUUUAGCUCUGAAGAAUGGGCCUCUUGUUCCUCAUGAUGACCGCAACAUGGGUGGGGACGAGAUGCUGUAUGGGCGCGCGGGGCUCUUAUGGGUUCUACUCAAUGUGCGAGCUCAUACAUUCAAUGAUGAGACUCAGAGUGGCCUCUCCUUGUUGUUAGGCAAGAUUCCCGAGUUGCUCCGAGUCAUUAUCGAUGCAGGUCGACAAGGAUCGAACGAUUACAUCCAAAAAUAUGGAGAUCAGGAUGCACACCCAUUGAUGUAUGUCUGGAUGGAAGGACACUACUGCUUUGGAGCCGUCCAUGGAGCCACCGGGAUUCUGCCUAUCCUACUUGCAUGCAAACCUGAGGAACUUGAAGAACACCUUCUUGUGAUUGGGGAAACUAUCACUGCUCUUUCCAAGUUCACUGUUUCGAGUAAAGGUCAUCUUCCAAUGACGCUUCCCCCCUUCAAAUCUGCGCGGAAAUCUGAGCUUGUGCAGCUAUGUCAUGGAAGCCCCGGAAUUCUCAUCCUCGUUGCAACUGCAUUGAAGAACGAGGCUCUGACGCGCAAAUACUGGAGCCCAGAGUGGGACCAGGCCAUUGACUUAGCCACCGACUGUGUCUGGGAAGAGGGUAUUCUAUCAAAGGGAGGCAGUCUAUGUCACGGUAUUUCCGGCAAUGGGUGGCCCUGGCUCAUGCUCCAUGACGCCUUCCGGUACCACGCACCAGCUAUUAACUCAGCUCGCUGUGACAGUCUUCAUUUGCCCCAUGAUUCGAGCCUCCCAGAGGGACAUUUAGGCAACAAGCUCACCCCGGACUAUUUUCUCUCGAGGGCACUAGCUUUUAUGCUGCAUUCGCGCGAGACACGGCCGUACAACACAGCGCCUGCAAACACUGACAGAGACUACCGCAUGCCCGACGACGCAUACUCACUUUUUGAAGGUCUUGCAGGCAAUGUCUGUGCUUGGGCCGAAACUUGCGCCGUUCUCCAGGUGAGAUUGCGCAGUGCAGAGUACUGUCGAGGAAAUGACGGCAGCUCUUCUGGGCUCACAGAAGAUAGUGUCUUCCAGGAAGCGACUUCUCGCAUUCUCGGUGUCCCUUUGAUUGGUGGGAAUGGAGCUCACGGUCUUCUCUGA
Messenger RNA from Penicillium maclennaniae, 1578 nucleotides. Its product is annotated as lanthionine synthetase C family protein. Gene Ontology annotation, cellular component: plasma membrane. The record is from RefSeq and is a predicted model, not a curated record. Bases 1 to 1578 code for a protein of 525 amino acids. The transcript has 4 exons. Gene Ontology annotation, biological process: peptide modification; carbohydrate metabolic process. NCBI's taxonomy places the organism in Eukaryota, Fungi, Ascomycota, Eurotiomycetes, Eurotiales, Aspergillaceae.